CAACGUCACGAAUCGGGAACGCGCUCGAGCCGACAACACGCGACAGGAACUGACAAGAUGGCGAUCAUUUUAGAAAUAGAAGAGUUUCUGGCGUGAAGGGGAAGAACGGUACGUUUUUAUUUUCUCCUUAAACGAUCCAAAUGUCCUCAGAUUUUCCUAACAUGGUGGAGCACACCACUGUGGGUUUGGAGAACGACUCCGCCGGCUCGUGAAGACACCAUCAUGCCCUGGAAGGCUUUAACUUUUUGGCUCCCCGUGGUUACCAAGGUGAUAUGAAGCCAGCGUGAAAAACAGAGGCACAAACGCUCAGCUCGUGACAGGUCCGGCCUGCUGUUGACGGACACCCACGGCCAGCCAGCUCAGCCGGCGGGCGGGCGCGUGUAAUGGACAGGUGUAAGCAUGUGGGGCGGCUGCGGCUGGCCCCAGACCACUCCAUCCUCAACCCGCAGAAGUGGCACUGCGUCGACUGCAACACUACCGAGUCUGUGUGGGCGUGUCUGGGUUGCGCACAUGUGGCGUGCGGCCGCUACAUCGAGGAGCAUGCGCUGCAGCACUUCCAGCAGCAGCACCACCCGCUGGCCAUGGAAGUUAACGAACUUUACGUUUUUUGCUACCUGUGCGAUGACUAUGUUUUGAAUGAUAACGCAACCGGAGACCUCAAGUUGCUGCGUAGCACUCUCAGCGCCAUCCAGCAUCAGCGCUAUGAGGUCACCACACGCAGUGGGCGCACCCUGCGCUCCUCCAGCGCCGCAGUGGACGCUCUCAUGCUGAGCGGAGCACAGGAGCUCCAGCUGAGAGAUGAGGACAGAAUGUUUACAGCCCUCUGGCAUCGCCGCAGGGCGCUCAUGGGACGCAUCUUUCAUCUUUGGUUCGGCCAGACUGAAUGUGGCAAAAGGAGAGCGAAAGAGGAGAUGAAGAGGGAGGAGGAAGAGGAACUGAAAAGGGAGGCCAGGGAGAGGAGGCGUGUCCUAAAGAGGCAGCUACAGGAGGAGCUGGAAAACGCUCCUCUUCGGAAGAGCCGUCGCUUGCGUCGGAAAAGCCAGAGAGUCACUGAUAUAACAACUACGGCGCCAGCCUCUCGACCGGCACGCACGAAGACGAAACCACGCGCUGCCACGUCUCUCAUCCGAAAGUCACGUACUCAAAGCCCUGUAAGUGCAACCCGCAAGAAACCCAAACAUCUAAAAAAAGUCCAGCCAACUCCCCGGUCCACCAGUCGUUCCUCUACUGCCAAAUCCAAACCCAAAACACCGUCAACGCCUCGCGCUUCCUGCCGCAAGCAGUGCGCCAAACAGGACGGUUCACCCUUUAAAAGGCGUCCCACAGUCACUCCUGGGGUGACGGGUCUGAGGAAUUUAGGGAACACCUGUUACAUGAACUCCAUCCUGCAGGUGUUGAGUCACCUCCACGUCUUCAGGGAGUGCUUUCUGCGUCUGGACCUGACCCAGGCACUGGAACUACUGGCGUCUGCCGUCCAGGGACAACUGACGGGAAAAGCUUUGUCCCAGUCCCCUCUUUCCCAGAGGAAGGGGCUGCAGACUAAUGCGGGCUCUGGUGUGGGACUAAGCGGCGGGGCUUCACGGGCCCGCAGCAUGGAGCUGAUACAACCCAAAGAGCCCAGCUCGAAGCACAUCUCUCUCUGCCACGAGCUGCACACCUUGUUUCAGGUCAUGUGGUCUGGUAAAUGGGCGCUGGUUUCGCCCUUUGCCAUGCUGCACUCGGUGUGGCAGCUGAUCCCCGCGUUCAGGGGCUACGCUCAGCAGGACGCUCAGGAGUUCCUGUGCGAGCUGCUGGAUAAGGUGCAGCACGAGCUGGAGAGCACGGGGAAGCACACCACGUCUGCCGGCGUCCCGCAGACGCAGAAGAGGCUCAUCAAGCAGGUGCUGAGUGUGGUCAACACCAUCUUUCACGGGCAGCUUCUCAGCCAGGUGACAUGUUUGGCCUGCAGCCACCGAUCUAACACCGUGGAGCCAUUCUGGGAUCUCUCUCUGGAGUUCCCAGAGCGCUAUCACAGUAACAGCCGGGAGUCUGCCGCUCAGGCCUCCUGCCAUCUGACGGAGAUGCUCGCCAAGUUCACCGAGACCGAAGCUCUGGAGGGAAAUAUCUACGCCUGCGAUCAGUGUAACUCUGCCAGACGUCGGACCUCCUCCAAACCCGUGAUCCUGACUGAAGCACAGAAACAGCUGAUGCUUUACAAACUGCCUCAGGUUCUCAGGCUCCACCUCAAACGCUUUAGGUGGUCUGGGCGGAACCACCGGGAGAAGAUCGGAGUCCACGUGAGUUUCGAUCAGCUUCUGGACAUGGAGCCUUACUGCUGCAGAGAUGGCUCGCCGCCUAAAGACCUUUCCUGCUCCGGUCCCGGCAGUCCCGGCUCCCCGGGUUCUCCUCGCCCAAAGCACUUCCUCUACGAACUCUCGGCUGUGGUGAUGCAUCAUGGGAAGGGCUUUGGCUCUGGCCAUUACACUGCCUAUUGCUACAACACAGAAGGUGGUUUCUGGGUUCACUGUAAUGACUCUAAGCUAAACGUGUGUUCGGUGGACGAGGUCCUCCGAGCUCAGGCCUACAUCCUCUUCUACACACAGCGGGUAACUCAGGACAAAGACCGGCCACUAUAGAACCACCAGCCCUUUAACGCCUCCUCCACUGCGUCCUGACCACUCAGCGUUUGAUAUCAGCACAGACCCAGCGAUUGCUCUUUCCCUCCUUUUUAUUAUUAUUUUUUCUGUAAAUGGGAGGAUGGGACUUUUUAGUCUAUUUUUUAAUGUUAAAGAAAGAACUACUUUUGUAAUUUCUGGUUCUACUUUGUGAACUGCUUGUACAUGGUGUUUAUAUGUAGGUAUUUAAAAAAAGAAAAAAAACGGUGGUGUGAUUUUAUGUACAGUUGUAUUUUAUUAAGAGAGUAUCAGCCAAGACAUGUCUCAGUAGCAGCCAGCAGCCUCUGGCAGAUGUGCUUAGGUCUCUGCACAUGCUGGCUAAUUGAUUGAAAAGCUUUUUUUUGUUUGUUUUAAAUCAGCAUAAAGGUUUCUCAGUCACUUUAGAUAGUUGACACAGAACUGGAUGUAGAACCGCCAUGAGUAAUCUCUGAAAUUGCUUCCCUGUAACAGCAAUUUGCUGUUUUCCUACCACAUUUCUAUGGCAGGAAUGUAUGUUAGUUUAUAAAAUCAGAACAUAAAUAAGUUUUGUACUUCCUGUUCUGAAACUGACUUCAAGCCAAAGCUACUGGCAAAUAGUUUUGAAACAAAAGUUUUAUUUUUCCAAAAUGACAAAGAUUUUCCAUGUUUUUGUAAUGUUCUCCCUCUUUUACCAGGAAGAGUAAAAGUUUUCUAAAGGGAUUUUUGCUGCCAUCUAUUGGUUCCAGAAAAAAAAAAAAACUGUCUGUAGCAUUUUCAACAUCAAAACCCAGAAAAGUGCCCUUUUAUUGACGGAGCUGAUCUAUUUUUAUAUCUUUUUAUCAAGUAAGCGAAAGUCAGACGCAGAUCAGCAUUUAAAUUAUGAAUGUACUUUUUAUACAAUCCUUGAAAGUUUACGAAGAGGCCAUCAGCUGUUAAGUUUUAUACAUCCAACGUCACCAGCAGUAACUACUUUUGUUUUGGGGUUUCUUUUCUAUGUUUAAAGACCUUCAGAAGGGAAUCAAAGCACACUUUGUUAUCUCUCUGUCAAAGUCAGUUAUGUUUUGGCAUUUUGGUUACUACUUCAUGGAUGUGUUUUUGUGUGUACAUUUUAUGAAAGUUAUACUAUGCAAAUUGUUACCUCAGUUUCUUUUCUAGAAAGAAUUACCUCAAUAAAUGGGAAUAUUUUUUCAGUU
This is a messenger RNA of Oryzias melastigma (Indian medaka), 3805 nucleotides long. It is a transcript of the gene usp44, whose product is annotated as ubiquitin specific peptidase 44. The record is from RefSeq and is a predicted model, not a curated record. NCBI's taxonomy places the organism in Eukaryota, Metazoa, Chordata, Actinopteri, Beloniformes, Adrianichthyidae. The transcript is spliced from 6 exons. Gene Ontology annotation, molecular function: cysteine-type deubiquitinase activity; zinc ion binding. Gene Ontology annotation, cellular component: cytoplasm. Bases 384 to 2615 code for a protein of 743 amino acids. Gene Ontology annotation, biological process: protein deubiquitination.